CCGUGGGAAACGUACCAAACAAUCAUGGCGAAUACCUAGCCGCAAUUUAACUUUUAAGUAGAUAUCUUCCGGCUCUUUUGGAGCUGUGUCUGCUUAUAAUGUGUUUCUGUUGUUCAUUUAUUUUAAUUAAGUUUUCAUAAUAAUUGAAAAUGAAUGAUUCUAACGUUUGGGCUAUCAAGCCUCGAGUUGUUUAUUCAGCUUCCCAAAACCCUUCGGCACACAACGACUCCAAUGUUCGAUACACAUGGGCAGGCCCCAUCAAUUCACAGGUAUCAACUUUUAGUAUUUAUACGUUUAAAAAUUAGUGUGUAUGUCUUGCCUGGCUUUAAAGAAAGAGCAGUCUUCUUUUUUUAAAGACUGGUACAUAUUAAUGACACUAACUUAAGUAAAAAUUGAGCUCAGUCAAGAUGCCUAUGUUUAUGAUAUAUUUGGAAAUUGUGUAGCCUACUUAAAAUAUAAAAAAAAUUAUCAAAUUUUCAAACUAAAAUAUUAUCUAACUAAGCUUUAUGGAGACUCCUUGAACCAGUUGACUCAAAUUACAAGAUAUAAUCUUGCUAAAUUUGAAAGAAUGAACAGUGCACCACAACAAUCAAGAAAUAAACAUUCUGAACAAAGUAUUGGUAAGUUUUACAAAAUUUUGUACGUAGAUUUAAUCAAACUCACGUAUAUCAUAAUUAGGUAAUUCUGUUGGUAUUGGCAAUAUGACAUGAGUGAUACCUAAAUAUUUUCUUUAGAUUCUAAACUCUAAAAGAACCCAGCAACCAUCAGGCAAAUAAUUCGUUUAAACAUUUAAAAUUAUUAGUCAUCACCAGCUUAAUUCCUUAAAAAGAGCUAAAAAUAUACAAGUUUGUUAGCUUUCAAAAACCACUCUAAUCAGUAAUGGUUAUCGUGACAAAAAUGACAGGGGCUUCAUACAAAUGAACUUUUUUUUAUAAAAAGACUAAGAAAUGAGGUGAUAUAUGGAAAAGAAUAGUUAUCUAAAAUAUAUUGUUCAUAUGCAAAACAGGACAUUCAUCAUGGCAUGAUUCUAGUGUAAUGUUUGCACCAAGAAGUUUGUGGAAUUCUCCAACAGGAACCAUGCAGGAAGAUGAUGUUUCAUCACAUAACUCAGAUACAGGUUGAAAAUGUAUUUCUUUUUUGCCCCUUUAUGAUUAUUCUAUAAAUAUCAAAUAUGCUAAUUAUGCAAAAAAUGUGAUAAUUAGUGUAAUAAAAAAGUGACUAAAAAUAUGUUGUGGCCUAUUGAUAUAUAAUUAAAAAGUGGCAAGUUUUUAUCAGUGUUCAAUUCCAUAUUUAGCCAUGCAGAACUUCUGAGUAAUUUUCAACAAAGUGCUUUUUUUAACAUUUUAAAAUCUAAUUUAAUUAUUUUAUAUUUUGUUUAAAAAAGUAGGAUACACAUUUUUCAGAUAUACUCUGAAGGCUCUGCAUUUUUAGGAAUGAAUAUUUGUUUCAAGAGAUAUCAACUCAAUUUUUUAACUCUGAUCAUAAUUUUUCAGGUCCAAGAAACUUCUGCUACCUUUGUUCUACAAUGGAAGAACACCGCCUACAUAUGGUGAUUAUUAUUGCUACUUGCUAUAAUGUUGAAUUUUAAAUUUAAUGAAGAGUAAAUAACAACUUGUCUUACAUCACUGGCUUGAAUAUUAGUAAUGUCUUUUUUUUUUAAGGGACAAAAAUGUAAUGUGUCUAUAUGCAUUUGUGUCUAUGUAACUAUGUUUUUAUGUGACUAUGUGUCUAAGUGUUUAUGUGACUGUGUCAAAAUGAAAUAUAAUCAGUUUUAUUAUAGUUUACAUAAACAGUUUGAUCAUAGUUUACAUAAACAGUUUGAUCUGAUUUCUCUUGACUGUUUAAAAGCAAUUACAUAAUUAGCAUAAAGAAUGUCUUUAAUACAGUAAUUACUUAACUAAUUAACCAUCUAUUUACCAUGAUGAAGCAAGUUCCAAAGAAAAUGAAAGGAAAUGCAAGGCCCAAGUUAAAGUAUAUAGCACCUCCCCCAAGAGUCAGGAUACAAAUGACAGAAGAUUUACCCUUGGAACAUUACAAUAACAGAUACAAAAUUGUUGUGUGGACAGGAGACAAACCAGAAUCCUUGACUGAUGCCAAAGUAGGUUAUUUAAAAUUUUAAAAAAAAAACACCUUUGCUAAAAUAGUGACAAAACUAUGUUAAGAUCAUUCUAAUUUAUUUGCUGGAAAAACAAAUACAAACUAAUGAGAGCUAGGCUGUUUGGGGGUGGGGGGGUUAGGAAUAAAUCUGGUUAUUUUCUUAUCAUUAAGUGACAGUUGCAUCUUAAGCAAACAUAUAAAAUAUGUAUGAUGCACUUAUGGUGAUUAAUUAAUCACAUAUUUUUGUAUGAAUUUUAAUAUUUUGCAGGUGUUUGUAACCAUCACAGGAAAUAAAAAUGUACUUCACCGGACCCAGUUAUAUCGGGGGAGUCUUACGAAAAAAUUCUUUUUCCUCAGAGGAUCAGUGGAAACAUUUUUUGUCAAAGCACCAAAACUGGGAAAUCUGGAGGUCCUAACCCUUGAAGUGAGGACAAAUGUCAAGUGAUACCAUCUCCAUUGUCUAUGCUUUGAUGAAAUUUCAGUUUUUUAUUUGAGUUAAUAUGUUAUGCCUAUAUGGUAAACAAAUCUGUAUGCAUUUGUUUAUGAUUCAGAAAAAUGUUAGCAUCAUUUCAAUAGCUAUGUUCAUUAAUCAGCUAAUGGACCUUAUAUUGUAGUCUUGAUUAAUUUUCUCUAAGAAACUUACUCAGCAUUAUUCAUUAUAGUCUAUACAUUUUUUUUCCUUCAAGGUCUAGAUUCUCUGUUUAGCUAAAUAAAUUGAUGGAAACAUGUUUCAUGAAUAAGAUAUUGAAACUUAUUUACAUUCAUGUUUUGUUAUUUUUUUAGCAUGAUUGUGAAAACACUGAACCAAGACGCAGCUGGUACUGUGAAAAGAUUGAAGUUACCUGUAUGAAAACGCAGAAAAAAUGGCUUUUUGUUUGCAACAAUUGGCUCUCCUUUGACAAGGGAGACUUCAUGGCCAUACGAGACCUUUACGCCAAUGCUGUGGAAAAAACUAUGCAAGGUAUGGAAUUUGUUUAACCUUCUCUCCUUUCUAAGUUGUAAGAUUGCCCUUAACUUCUUUGGCAUCAUGAGAUAUAUUUCGCUUGAUUAAUUCAAUCCCUUAUUAAAAUAAAUGAUAAUGUUGAAGAGAGCAGUUGUGAUUGUUUAAUGAAAAAUAUGUUCAAAUCUUUGAAUGUUUUCUUGCAUGUAUGUUCCCAGCAGAUUCACAUACUAUUAUUAUCAUUUUACACUUGCAUAGGUCAUAAACUUUAAAGUCUCUUCAUGUUUUAAGUUCAGGGUCUAUAAAAGUGGAUCCCAGAUAUAUUUAUUUUUCCAGACUGAGAACCACCGGCCCAUCUUUCACCAUUCUUUAUUGUGAAUGUAAAAAGUGAUAAUAAUAAUAAAAAAAUUUUUUCUAGAAGUAGCCUGACCAGACUUUCACUGGUUUCAGCAUUAUCAUUCAUGCAUUUGGUUUGUUUCCGCACCCCCCUUUCUUUUAUUGCCUAGAAUACACUUUGAUAGUGAGGACUGGGAAAAAGCAGUUAGCUGGAACUAAUGCUAGAGUGUUUGUAACUUUCUAUGGGGUCCAAGGCUCAUCACCAAAAUGUCAACUAUUAGCCGACAAUAUGAAGAAUCGUUUUCAAAAAGGCAGCGUUGAUGAGUUCACUGUAAAGUUUCCAGACAUUGGAAAAAUCCGGUCUAUGAGGUGAGCUGCUUCCCUUGAUCAAAUUAUGGGUCAACUGGGUUCAACCAGCUGUGUAAAAAUGACAGAAAGACAGGCGUGCUAAGGCAGGAAUGGUGUGUGUCUUGGGGGUUUUGGGUUACUGUAGGUAGUAACUGCGUACAGCUAGCAUCAUAAUGACUAAGUCUAGCUGCCAGUAGCAGAGUUAAUGUGUAACUAGUAGUAUAUUUGAUACAGACAUUAUGGCUAUUUAAUUUUAUAAUUGUAAUCUAGAAUAACCCGCUAAACAAUUCUGUGGGUGAUGUGUGAACUUCUCAUCUACUAUUGUUACUUGACAAUCAUUGAAGUAACGGAAUUUUAUUUAGCACACCUAUUGAAAUCUACGUGAUUGCUAUACAUGGAUACCUAUAGAAUUUUUAAUUGUGAUAUCUACUAGUGUGGUAAUUUUAGGAUUCUUAAACUUAGCAUGUCUUUAGAGAAACGAACAUUUCAAAUUAGAUACAAAAGACAAAUGUUGUUGUUUUUUAAAUUUAUACCACAGCAAGUGAUAUGAAAUCUCUCUUCUUGUCUUUUUUUCAAGUUUCUGAUAAAAUAAUUUGAUGACACAUUUAUUUCUCACUCACAGAAUUGAGCAUGACAACAAAGGUUUCGCCUCUGGGUGGUAUUUAGAAAGAGUGAGUAUUUUUCUUUUCUCAUGAUGAUUUUUAGAAAGAGUGAGCAUUUUUCUUUUUAUGAUGACCCCUGAGAUCAACGGUAAGUUUCAGACAUAGGCAUUAGUAUAUUAGUUUCAGUUAAAGGGUGAAAUGGCAAAUGUAGCCUAUAUGUUAUUUUGGUUGGUGCAGGUAAAUGAAGAAAGUGGGCAUAUUUAUUCAUUAGAACUAUGAGAAAAAGAAUAAUUUUCUUUUAACAAAUAAAACUAUUUUAAUAAAGGUUGUUGAAACAGAAAAAAGUCUUAAUAUAUUCUCAAAUGUAACACUGAAAUAUAAAAAAAAUUUAAAUCACUGUAUGGACAGACAACCAAUUAUUGUUUCCCAAACAGAUUGACAUGCAGAGCCUAACUGACCCUAAAAUUAGAUAUCAUUUUGUGCUGAAUGGUUGGAUCGCCAAAGACAUUGGGGAUGGGCAUCUGUGGAGAGACAUAAAGGCCAAGACAAAACUGCCCAAAGAGAUCACAUCAGGUUAGUCUUGCUCACACGUCACUCUGAGACAAUUGUUGGUCUCAAUUAAUUGUAAUGGGGGAUUCUUUUUUUUUUUUUUCCCUUUUUUUUUAUGGCACCUAUCUGUCACAAUGUGACGAUGUUGUAGAUUUUAAAGGAUGAAAUAAUAAGGCCUGGGAUCAUUCUUUUAGGAGGAUAAGCUGGUUCCAUGGUCAUCGAAUGGCCAAUGUACACACACCUGGAUAACCCAGCUUGGCACCAGCAGGAGUUGCCGGAAUUUUUCAUUUAGUUAAUGUCAUACUGCCUAUGGGAUUCCAUAUCCGGGUUGGAAUUCAGAGUUUUACUUCGCUUAGAUGCGUUGUCAUCCAAGUUUAACGAGUCCAAUCCACCCGUGUGGUGCUUGUGAUGUUUUUGCUUGCCUACGCUUUUCUGGGAUUUGAACAAGCUUGGAAUUGACACGAUAUAGAGUGCACAGCCAUCCAGCCACGGAAAGGGCUUCUAAUUUUUUAACAUUUUAAUAAGUUUUUAUGGAGCCAACUUGAGCUCCUCUUGAUUGAGCAUCCAUGAAAUGUCAUGUUAAUCAAUGCAGAUUGUUUCAUUCGGCAAACAUGGUCAACCACUACGUCAAGAGUUUUUAAAAAAUAUUUUCUUUAAAAAAUUAUUGUCCCAGCUCAGAUGCGUUCAUCAUGUGCUUUUAUAUUAAAGGGAGAGAAUUAAAUGUCUGGUUAAACCAAAAAAUAAAAAUAGAACUGGCUAUUUCCCUUAUUUUCAAUCAAUAAAAAAAUAUUUUGCUAAACAUAUUUAAGUUGAAAUUUUAAUAACAUUAUACUCAUAAAAGGCUUUAUUAAAUAAAAGUCAUAAUCAGAGACCAUGUAGCAGCACUACUGUCGACUAUGCCGCAUCACGUAUUUCUUGUUACUUUGAUAUAUAACUAGUGACAGAGCAACAAUGUGACGCUCAUCUUCCUCUGUGCCUUCAGACACUGUUUUGUUAUUUUUCUUAUUUUGAGGAACUCAGCUCUUAAAUUAUUGGUUGUGGAUAUCUAGACAACCCAUAGUGUAAGCAUCUUGUUAUAUUAGAAUCCGUAACUUUGUACUAUGCUAUGACAGCAUCUUCUGCUCAUGUCACCAUAAUUUAUACUGAGAAAAGUGGGAGUCUACAGUCCAUCAGUUCUAGUGUCUCUCUAGUUGAUCUAAGAUUUUAUGGUUUUCUUUUUUCUUUUUUUUUUUAAAUAUAAAUCUUUGAACACCAUUCCGUUAAACAAGUUUUUGCAUUAACCAGGGUUUUAAGAUGAGAUUUAUUGGAGAAAAAAAAAUGUACUCAAUUCUUGUAACCUUGUAAGUUAAUUUUAACUUUUCAAAUUAAUGCUUGAUUUUGUAAACUAAUUUAAUUUUUCUUCUUGUUCACAUGUCCAGCUCCUAUCAGGCCAAUAGUUGUACACAAAGGUUUAAAUAUUAUGUGUCAUGUAUUUAUACAAAGAGUGUUCAUCAUUUCACCUAUUUCGAAUAAAAAAUUGCCCCUUUUUUUAAUAUUUAUUUUCAUCAAAAUUUGAAUAGAUGAUUUUUAUAAUUUUAGAUCCUUAGCAGUUUCUAUUUCUUUCAAAAACAAAUUUUAAAUAUUACAAUGAGAAAUUUGUUUCAUUUUUUUUUACCUAUGUACUAUUUACUGAGGAAUUUUUUUUUCUUCAUUGAAUGUUUUGAUUUUCUUCAUAUUGUAUGAUUUUGUUUUAGAUCACAUAAUUUAUCUAAAGAGUUCCCCACUUUUACUUAAAACUACACUGCAAACAAUUUGAGUUGCUUUUUUUUUUAGGAUGAAAGACAAACCAAAGUCAGAGUCAUAAUUUAAUUUUUAUGAAGUAAUUCUUCUUUUAAGUUAAAACAACAAUUAGUUAAUAAGGUUUGGCUUAAAGAGGUGAGAAAAUGUUAUCAUGGAACGGAACAAAAUACAAAAAUUUUGAAUGGACAUAACUUAAGUGCUUAAAAUUAUAUAAUGACUUUAUUUGGAUUUUUACAAGACAGAAAUCUAAUAGAAAAAAACAAAUAAUAUAAAGACUUUUUAUGAAUGUCAGUCAGGAGAAAUGAAGUGAAAUCUAUUAAAAAAUAUUGAAGCAGCAACAAGAAAUUACAGGAUAAUCAAAAACUUUGUGAAAUAAUGGUAUAAUGUUUCUUUUUGUUGUCUGCUGAUGAUUUACUUUGUGUUUAAAGUUUUUGUGUGGGUUUUGUUGUGACCCUAGUUCAGCUUUACCCCACUUCAUACAUUUUUCUUUAUGUGUUUACAGAUUUUGAUCUUUUCUAUAGUCCAAAUAUCAAAAGUUGACUAAAAAAAAAAAGUCUUAAAAAAUGCAUUAGUUAAAAACCAUGGCCCAUGAUACAACAUUUAGAUGCUAGUUGCACUACUUUGUUCCACCUCUUUGUUAUUACACAGGAUUGUAAAAACAUUUUUCAUCAGCAUACUAGUAACUUUUUUUCUCUUUGGUGUUCAAACAACUUUCAUUUAAAUGGAUGUUGUUCUUGUCACUGUAGUGAUGUAUUCUUUAUUUAUCUAAUGAUAUUAAAACAAUUAUAACAAGGUAUCUGGAUAAUGAAAUCUAUUUUUAAAGUUUCCCUUUUUAUCUUUACCUGUCAGUUAAAAUGAAAAAUUUCUUUAACUAAAAUUGUUGAUAAUAAAAUAUUUUACCCUAUUAAUGUCAUGGAUAUGCCUAAUAAAAUCAUAACAGGAUAACAUCUUUAAUAUUGUGUACAGAUGAAUAUCCACAUAUUCUCUAAAGUAAAAUGUGUUUUGAUUUAAACAUAUUUCUUUUCACCACCCUGCAGGUAAAGAGACUGUUUAUGAAGUGACAGUAAGGACAGGCGACCAAAGGUCUGCCGGGACUGACGCCAACGUCUACAUCAUAAUCCAGGGGAGAAAAGGAAAAACAAAGGAGCUGUUACUGGAUGACCAUAGAAAUAAUUUUGAGAGAGGGAUGACGGAACAAUUUAAGGUUUGUCUCUGAUUUUUUUUUUUUAAAGUUUCAGUCAUUAACUCCACAUCCUGAUAGGAGAGCAAUGUUUGAUAGAGCUUUAAAAACUUUGUAAGUUAACACAGGUAACACAUUUGCUUCGUGCAUCUGUCAAGUGAGAUUUGGGAGUGGAAAAGGAUUGAGAAAAACAAAAAGUGAAAAGGGGGUGGGCGGUGGGGUGGUGUUAAGUGUUGUGAUUAAAUUAAACAUAGGUUUUUGUUGUUUUUUUUUAAAUUUUUGUUAAAGAUUAUACUUAAAAUUCAUCAAAUUACAUGCUCAUCUAUUGGUUAACUGCUUAGAUCCAUCCAAGUAAUGCAGCUAAUCUUGGAAGGUGGGGGUAGAAGGGAGCGAGGAGGUAAGUCGGAAGACAGUCAAACAGGUCAGGAAUUAAAAAAGGCUGUCUCUUCCGAAAUGGCUUCAGUUCAUCAGUUAAAGUGCAGCCGCCAGAAUGAGUUUGGGAACUUUCAUUCUUAAAAACUGCAUUAAGUUCUGGUCUGUUCCCAGGUUAUUGGUCUAUUCCCAUGUUAUAUUGUCAAAGUUUAGAAAAAUAUUUGUUGCACCUCAAAUUAUUUUUUUUGAAAUCCUUACAGGUGAAGGCAUUUGAUGUUGGUCCUAUCGAAAGCAUUAUCAUUGGCCAUGACAAUAAAAACCCGGGAGCUGGCUGGUUUUGUGAAGAUGUAAGUAUUUGUUUGUCACCAAUGGAAACCAUAUCAAAUUUUAAAGUAUUCCCUAGAGUGGUUCAGUAAACACUUGGUGGAUCUGUUGAAGGGCCUUAUUUGAUUGAACUUAGCAAUUUAUUGGACACAACAACUAUUCCCAAUAGGUAUAUUGAAUAAUUCAUUAGUUCGCCUUGAGACUUACGGAAGGUGCACUUUCACAAUUGCUGGCCCAACCAUUUGGAACACCCUUCCUGUUGCUCUCAGAAACAGCCAGACACUGGAGUCCUUCAAAACUGAUUUAAAAACACAUCUAUUUCGCAAACACCUGCUGGGGUGAUGUUGUCGACCAUCUUUUCCAGCUAGCUAUUAUCUCCUAGAUGUAUAUAUUGGCUUGUGUUGUUUAUGGUUACAAGAUAUGAAAGACUUUUGAAGGGGUAUGCUCAUAUGUGGUUUUUGUAAUGUUGUGUUUUGUAUUUCAAUGUGGUAGAAUAUAGGUUUUUUUUAAUUUCUCUUUAAAUAUGGAUAAGCCUUUGGGAAUGAAGUGUGAUUUUCAAAUAAACCUUAUUAUUAUUAUUAUUAUUAUUAUAUUUUAUCUUAAAACUAUAUAAUUCUAGGUGACUCAUACUCACAAAAUGUGCACUGUACGAAAUUUAGAGAGUUUAUAUUUUGUGAUAUAAUAAACAAGUUAAUUAGAUGUAAUUAUGUACACUCAGUUAUGUUAUUAGUUCUUACUUACUUAUGCCUUUUACCCUGUCUUGGGCAUACGCCGGCUUCAAGAAUUUUCCAUUCAACUUGGUCCUGUGCUUUUCUUUCCAGUUGCUUCCAGGUGUAUCUUACAUUUUGUGUGUCUGCCUAUAGCUCACGCCUCCAUGUAUUCUUAGGCCUUCUUUGUCUUUCUUUGUCCCUGUGGGUUCAACCUUAGGAAUUUUCUGUUGAUGUUAUCUUGGGGUUUGCGGAGAGUGUGCCCUAUCCACCUCCAUCUUUUCCUUAUGAUGUCUUAACCAAUAGGCUCCUGGUACAUUCUUUCCCAUAAGUCUUUUUUGAUGAUAUUGUUUGGCCACUCCAUGGUCAGAAUCUUUCUAAGGCAAGUGUUUGUGAAGGUCUGUACUUAAAGUACAUGUUAUGAGUGCUUAAACAUAAAUCAAUAUGUUAAAAUAAUUUGAAUGUGUAGAGAGGAUGUAUGCCAACUUCAAUGGUGCCUGGUCCAUGUUAAUUAUCAGCUGAACUAAACAAACCUUGUAAAUAAGGUUUCAAAACAACUUAAACUUAUCACAGUUAAUGAACCGUGGUGUCAUAAAUUAUAGAUGAUAGUACCCCAGUGUGAACCUUGGGUUUUGUACCUUCAAUUUAGGUCAAGGUUAGAAGAAAACUAGCCAAAGAUGAGCAAGAAGAGUUUCUGAGGAAGGUGAAGACCAAAGGAAAGCCAAAAGACAAGCGCAAGAAACUUCUGUCAGAGAAAUUAAAGACAUUAUCUCUGUCUGACCUGAGGAGGUCAAAGCUGGAUGAAGAGAGCGAGUCGGAAGAUGAGGAUGUGUUGACGGAGAAGGAUGUAUUCAAUGUUGAUGGUAAUCCUGUCAAGGUUAGUAGAUACAGCGAUCUGUUUUAUUUUAAAUAUUUUCCUGGGUUUUCACCAAUGUCACUUUUAUAUAAUUAUUAAAGAAGAGUAAAUUAAUUUUUUUUAAAGGUGGAAAAUUUGCAAUCAACAGUUUUGUAAAAGGAUUGUUUUUAUUUUUGCCCAAUACCUUUUGUUGCAAUACUUUAUGAUUAAUUAUUAAACAAUAUAUGUUGAAAAUCUCUGUUUUAUGAGGGGGUGGGUAUUUAAAACAUAAUUUAUUAAAGAUUUAAAUUGCCAUUUUCCAUUUUUUUUUAAAAUUAAAUUACAAAUAUCUAACGGUGGAUGAUUUCAGAUCCCUGAAUACGAAGAUUACAAAUUUGUUUGCCAUAGCUGGCUUGCAUUGGAUGAAGGCGAUGGCCUGUUGCAGAGAGAGCUGAAACCUGAAGAGACAAAGACUUUUUAAAAAGGACCUUUCAUUGUCCUCUGCAUCAAUUCCCUGAUCUCAGAUUUUUUUUCAACCUUUUUUAUUCCUUGACACAAAAUCUUUUAUUUAUGGAAACCAAGAUUUUUCUCAAUGUAACUUUUCGAUUCAUAUGCAAAGGUGAAAUUUUAGAUUUAGUGGCAUCUCCUGGGAAGAAAAAAUGAUGUGUGGGUUUUUUAACAAAGCAUGCACCACUCUCAGCCUGGCUAGGAAAUAAUUUAAAUAAUCAUGCCACGUACAAUAGUACUUGAUAUUGCUAGUAUAUUUUAACACAACCUUGAAACAUCCAUAGCUGUUCUCAGUCAAAUGUUCAUGGUUUACCCUUAACAGAAAUUGCUCAGCAUAGCAGCACCCUCUACAAAAUAAAACUAUUGUCAUUCACAACAUUGGUCAGUGUACAAGAAUUGACCUUCAAUCAAGCUGGCUUGAAUUUUUAUUAAUUAUAGUAAAAAAAUGUUUGCAGAAUGAUGUUUAAUCAGCUGCUGAAGGUAUCAUCAUAAAAAUUUGCCCUUUUAACAGACCACAGUACUUGCUAAAAAAAAAAAAGCGCCAAGAUCCAUGCAGCACUGUUUUGUGAUUAUGGAAUGUUUCAGGUUGAGAUUUCAAAACAUUCGGCUUAAUUUUGAAAUAAAGUCCUGAUGUAAUGGAAACACCUGAUUUAUAGGCUAAAAUUAUCUGAGGCCAGGACUCAAAGGUCAGGGGCGGGUCACAGGUCAUCAGGUCUUUUGGGAUAGAAAAACAUUUCAAAAGUACGGCUAACGUGCCUGUUGAGAUCCGCUCAAGAACAACAGCAUUUCAUUGGCUUCAUAUAAUUAGGCUGGAAAGUGUAAUCAAAUAUUUAAAAUGUAUGUUCAUGUUAUUUAUACACAUCUCAAUGAUCAUGCAACAUUUGUUUUCUUCCAGCACAAUUUGCUGUUACCAUUUUGUUCAUUGAUGUUUUAGGAAGCAGUUUUAACUCUCUGUUAGCACAUUUGUGAUAUGAACAUUGUCAGUACCAUAAGACUGGAUUUUAACCCCCAAAAAAUAUUUGUGAGCAAAUAUUUCUUCACAAUUAAUUGAUCAGAAGAUUUUUUUUGGUGUGGGUCAAUUAGCUUAUGAAAGGCUCAAAAUAAGCCUAAUGAUUUUGAUAACCCAGUUAUUAAGAUUAUAAAAUAAAUUCAGACAUCGAAUAUGGGGAAUCUUUUGCACUAUUUUCUGAAUGUUUUGUUUACACUUUUAAAACAUUUUUUUUUCCAUAUGAUUUACUGUAAAAAGAUAUUGUACAUCUUGUUAAAUAUUCCAUGUUUUUUGAUGAAAUGAAUUUAUAUUAUUACUGUGAGUGUAAUAUUAUUUUAUGCUAUUAAAAAAUUAUUGUUGAAUACUGAUCUCACCAGCUCUAUAAUAAUAAAUUUUAAGCAUACAAGUUGUUUUAUUGUCUGAUAAAUUAUAAGAUGUCUCACUAUAAUUUUAGAAAAUGUCAAAGUAAUAUUUUAAUUUCAAAAAUUUUUGUCAGGUUUUUUUUGUAUUUAAGAAUUUAUUUACCAUUUUGUGUAUAUAAAAACAACACAAAAAAAACCACAUUCUUCUAAUAUAGUUCUCAUAUUUGAGAUUUUAAUUUUAUUAUUUAAUGCAAGUAAUCAAAGGUUUAAGAUUAUAUAAAAUUUGAAAUGGUAAAUUAUCUGUCUCCAAAGCACCUCAUAUUAUUUUCUGAGUAGGCUGCAACUAAAAUUUAAUUUUAUUUGGUUGAAACCAGCCUAGACAGUAAAUGUUGAUCUACUUACAAUGUAUUGAUGAAUAUCUUACAAAUUCCCAGGUUCAUGUGAAGAAUUAAUUAUCUCCUAUUGGAGACAUUGUUUGAUUGUUGAAAUAGUAAUUAUUAUGCUUUUUUGUUUUCUUUUUAAAACAUUUUUUUAUGCUUUUGCAUUGCCAAAAAAAAAAAAAUGCACAAAUAUAAUAACUUGAAUGUUCUUUUGCCC
Messenger RNA from Lymnaea stagnalis (great pond snail), 12523 nucleotides. Lineage: Eukaryota; Metazoa; Mollusca; Gastropoda; Lymnaeidae. The record is from the annotation of a GenBank genome assembly.